This is a messenger RNA of Aspergillus welwitschiae, 1589 nucleotides long. RefSeq names its product M20 family metallo-hydrolase. Lineage: Eukaryota; Fungi; Ascomycota; Eurotiomycetes; Eurotiales; Aspergillaceae. The transcript has 4 exons. Gene Ontology annotation, molecular function: hydrolase activity, acting on carbon-nitrogen (but not peptide) bonds, in linear amidines. Bases 70 to 1446 code for a protein of 458 amino acids. The record is from RefSeq and is a predicted model, not a curated record.
AAAUCUCCAGUCAGACGGAAAAAAUCCUGUAGAGUUCAGUAAUCACAGCUGCACAUCUCCCAUCCGACCAUGUUUGGCCGUACACUCACCCGCCAGUUAUCGCGCCCGGCCUCGCGCCGCUGGCUGUCCACCGCGUCGGGUUCAGGUCUCCGCAUCAACCCGGAUCGUCUCAUGGAGACUCUUCAUCAAACGUGUGAAUGGGGAGCUGCUCAUCGCUACGGCGAGGGACCGACAGAGACUGGCAUGGCCCGACUCUGCCUGACCGAUGAUGAUGCCAAAGUGCGCCAUUGGCUGCGAGAGGAAGUUGAGAAGCUCGAUUGCACCGUCACGGUGGACCAGAUGGGCAACAUGUUUGCCAGACAGCGAGGGUCUCUGGGAUCCCCCGCGCCCAUGACGGCCAUGGGCAGCCAUCUAGACACUCAGCCCAGGGGUGGUCGCUAUGACGGGAUUCUGGGUGUGCUCGCGGCCCUGGAGGUCUUGCGCACCAUGAAGGAGAAUGGAUUCCGUACCAACUUCGACAUUGGACUGGUUAACUGGACUAAUGAGGAAGGUGCUCGAUUCCCCAAGUCCAUGUGCUCCUCAGGUGUCUGGGCAGGAGAAAUCCCCCUCGAGAAAGCCUGGGGAUUGACAGACAUCUUCAACCCGGCCGUGACCCUGCGCUCGGAGUUGGAGCGUCACGGCUUCCUCGGUUCGGUGGCCUGCUCCCAUGACCCAGCUACUGGAUAUCCGCUGGGAGCUCACUUCGAACUGCACAUCGAGCAGGGUCCGAUUCUCGAAGAGGCGGGCAAAUCGGUGGGUGUCGUGCGUGGAGCGCAGGGAUACCGGUGGUUCACCAUCACUGUGGGUGGUCGUGAUGCCCACACCGGCACGACACCACUGGCAGCGCGUCGGGAUCCGGUUCUCGCUGCAUCCAAAAUGAUUGUGGUCUCUAAUGCCAUUGCCAAACGGCAUGGGGCACUCGCCUCCACAGGCGUGAUGAAGCUGCCGCGCAGUUCAUCCACCAACACGAUCGCCUCCGAGGUGACCUUCACCCUGGACAUCCGCCAUCCCCUGGAUGCUGUGGUGAACACGGUGCAGGACGAAUGUCUGCAGGCGUUUGCUGAGAUUGCACUGGAGGACGGCAAGGGCGUCUCGCUGGACUGGACGCUGGACACGGACUCUGCUGCGGUGAAGUUUGACGAGCACUGCAUCACCGCUAUCCAGGACGCAGCUACGCAGCUGGUCGGCAAGGACCAGUGGAUGCCAUUGACUAGCGGAGCGGGCCACGAUAGUGUGUAUACCAGUCGGCACUGUCCCACGGCGAUGAUCUUUGUGCCGUGCAAGGAGGGUGUCAGCCAUCAUCCUGAGGAGUAUUGUAGUCCGGCUGAUUGUGCUCUCGGUACCCAGACGCUGCUGGAAGCUGUGGUCAACUAUGACCGCAUGAGAGGAGAGCUUUCCAAGGCCUGAAGAGACGGCCAAUAGUCAUGCACCAUCCUUGCGUUAAAAGAAUUCAAUAACUGCUGCAUGGGUUGUGUUGUUGUUUACUUUCCAUAUACGAUAUAUUACUGAAUGUUUCUCGUCCGUUUGGGAUUAGAGGGUCUUGUUGUAUU